AUGGUGGACGAAUCUGAUUCAAAUAUCACCGAGAAUCCGGAUUGUAUGCACGUUGUUCGGCCAGUCUCCGGAGACAUCAAUGUGAUCUCGCCUCUAUCAUUUUUCAGCUGUGAAAAGACGUCGUCCACUUCAAAUAGUCCUGUCAAAUGUCUACUUAUACUUAACCAGGAGAUUCAUCUUCCUUUCAAGUUUUUUGACAGACUCUGGAAGAGUACUUCGAUAAGGAUUUGUGCCGAUGGUGGUGCUAAUAGAUUGUACAACUACAGUCGGCAGAAUAGUGUUCUCAAUGAGUAUACUCCCAACUAUAUAGUAGGUGAUCUUGAUUCUCUUAUAGAUCCAGUUAGAGAUUACUAUCUGAGUCAAGGGACUCGAAUUAAGAAGCAAGGAUCUCAAUUCUACUCGGAUCUUGACAAGUCUAUCGCUUUGAUUGACUUACUAGUGAAUUUCCCAUCUGUUGAUGUUAGUAAAUUGGACGAUUACAGUGGUUUGGAAAAGACGGAAGUUGAUCGAAUUAAGGGUCAAGACAGGCCCUUUUUUAAGCAAAUCUUUCUACUGGUAGUUGGAGGUAUUGGAGGACGAUUCGACCAGACCAUAGCGACAAUAUCAAGGACGAUCCAAUCUCUUUCACAGAGACCGUUCAUAGAUUUUAUACUCUUGAAUUCUGAGCAUGCAGAGUUUGUUCUUCUACUUCCAAAGGGUAAGAACUUCAUUGAUUUCCCAACAGAAAAGGGAUUCAUGGAUGAAGAUAGGGGUGACAAUCCAAGAAAUGUUGGUCUUUUACCACUUUCUGGACCUGCCAACGUCACUACUAAAGGUCUUAAAUGGGAUGUGCAAGAUUGGAGAACGGAGAUGAUUGGUGAUUUAAGUCUUUGUAACUACCAAGUGGGUGAUAAUGGAAUUUACCUAGGAACUUCUAGUGAAUUGUUUGUUAAUAUAGAGUUCUAA
Messenger RNA from Brettanomyces nanus, 945 nucleotides. RefSeq lists its product as uncharacterized. The coding region runs from base 1 to 945 and encodes 314 amino acids. NCBI's taxonomy places the organism in Eukaryota, Fungi, Ascomycota, Pichiomycetes, Pichiales, Pichiaceae. The transcript has a single exon. Gene Ontology annotation, biological process: thiamine diphosphate biosynthetic process; thiamine metabolic process. The record is from RefSeq and is a predicted model, not a curated record. Gene Ontology annotation, molecular function: thiamine binding; ATP binding; thiamine diphosphokinase activity.